Messenger RNA from Macaca mulatta (Rhesus monkey), 3514 nucleotides. It is a transcript of the gene ADAM7, whose product is annotated as ADAM metallopeptidase domain 7. Gene Ontology annotation, biological process: proteolysis. Lineage: Eukaryota; Metazoa; Chordata; Mammalia; Primates; Cercopithecidae. The record is from RefSeq and is a predicted model, not a curated record. Gene Ontology annotation, molecular function: metalloendopeptidase activity. Gene Ontology annotation, cellular component: plasma membrane.
UAGCCUCAAGCACCUAGCAUGUUGUGUAACUCCCUCAAGGAACACUUCCUUGUGCUGGAUCAAAACUGCCCACCUAUCUGUGAGGUGCUUCAUCCCUGCAGUGGAAGCAAGGAGGAAGAAAGGUGAACACCUUUUCUCAAGCACUUGUGCUCUCCUCUGCCAGAAUCACUCAGAAUGCUUCCCGGGUGUAUAUUCUUGAUGAUUUUACUCAUUCUUCAGGUUAAAGAAAAGGUCAUCCUUGGAGUAGAGGGUCAACAACUGGUUCAUCCUAAAAAGCUUCCUCUGAUGCAGAAGCGAGAUAUUGGACACACCCAUGAUGAUGACAUAGAGGAAACGUAUGAAGAAGAAUUGAUGUAUGAAAUAAAACUAAAUAGAAAAACCUUAGUCCUUCAUCUUCUAAGAUCCAGGGAGUUCCUAGGCUCCAAUUACAGUGAAACAUUCUACUCCAUGAAAGGAGAAGCGUUCACCAGGCAUCUUCAGAUCAUGGAUCACUGUUUUUACCAAGGAUCCAUAGUACAUGAAUAUGAUUCAGCUGCCAGUAUCAGUACGUGUAAUGGUCUAAGGGGAUUCUUCAGAGUAAAUGACCAAAGAUACCUCAUUGAACCAGUGAAAUACUCAGAUGAGGGAGAACAUUUGGUGUUCAAAUAUAACCCGAGGGUGCCGUAUGUUGCCAAUUAUUCCUGUACAGAGCUUAAUUUUACCAGGAAAACUGUUCCAGGUGAUACUGAAUCUGAAGGAGACCCCAAAAUGAAAGCUAUCCAUAAUGAAAAGUACAUUGAAUUGUUCAUUGUUGCUGAUGAUACUGUGUAUCGCAGGAAUAGUCAUCCUCACAAUAAACUAAGGAACCGAAUUUGGGGAAUGGUCAAUUUUGUCAACAUGAUUUAUAAAACCUUAAACAUCCAUGUGACGUUGGUUGGCAUUGAAAUAUGGACACAUGAAGAUAAAAUAGAACUACAUUCAAAUAUAGAAACUACCUUAUUGCGUUUUUCAUCUUGGCAAGAAAGGAUCCUUAAAACAAGGAAGGAUUUUGAUCAUGUUGUAUUACUCAGUGGGAAGUGGAUCUACACACAUGUGCAAGGAAUUUCUUAUCCAGCGGGUAUGUGCCUGCCCUAUUAUUCGACCAGUAUCAUUAAGGAUCUUUUGCCUGACACAAACAUAAUUGCAAACAGAAUGGCACAUCAACUGGGGCAUAACCUUGGGAUGCAGCAUGAUGAGUUCCCAUGCACCUGUCCUUCAGGAAAAUGUGUGAUGGACAGUGAUGGAAGCAUUCCUGCACUGAAAUUCAGUAAAUGCAGCCAAAACCAGUACCACCAGUACCUGAAGGAUUAUAAGCCAACAUGCAUGCUCAACAUUCCAUUUCCUUGCAAUUUUGAUGAUUUCCAAUUUUGUGGAAACAAGAAGUUGGAUGAGGGUGAAGAGUGUGACUGUGGCCCUCCUCAGGAGUGUACUAAUCCUUGCUGUGAUGCACACACAUGUGUUUUGAAGCCAGGAUUUACUUGUGCAGAAGGAGAAUGCUGUGAAUCUUGUCAGAUUAAAAAAGCAGGGUCCAUAUGCAGACCAGCAGAAGAUGAAUGUGAUUUUCCUGAGAUGUGCACUGGCCACUCGCCUGCAUGUCCUAAGGACCAGUUCAGAGUCAAUGGAUUUCCUUGCAAGAACUCAGAAGGCUACUGCUUCAUGGGGAAAUGUCCCACUCGUAGGGAUCAGUGCUCUGAAUUAUUUGAUGAUGAGGCAACAGAGAGUCAUGAUAUCUGCUACAAGAUGAAUACAAAAGGAAAUAAAUUUGGGUACUGCAAAAACAAGGAAAACAGAUUUCUUCCCUGUGAGGAGAAAGAUGUCAGAUGUGGAAAGAUCUACUGCACUGGAGGGGAGCUUUCCUACCUCCUUGGAGAAGACAAGACCUAUCACCUUAAGGAUCCCCAGCAAAAUGCUACUGUCAAAUGCAAAACCAUUUUUUUGUACCAUGAUUCUACAGACAUUGGCCUGGUGGCGUCAGGAACAAAAUGCGGAGAUGGAAUGGUGUGCAACAAUGGUGAAUGUCUAAACAUGGAAAAGGUCUAUAACUCAACCAAUUGCCCCUCUCAGUGCCAUGAAAAUCCUAUGGAUGACCAUGGACUCCAGUGCCACUGUGAGGAAGGACAGGCACCUGUAGCCUGGGAAGAAACCUUAAAUGUUACCAAUGUUGCCAUCUUGAUUGUUGUGCUUGUCCUGGUUAUUGUCGGUAUCGGAGUUCUCAUACUAUUAAUUCGUUACCAAAAAUGUAUCAAGUUGAAGCAAGUUCAGAGCCCACCUAUGGAAACCCUGGGAGUGGAGAAUAAAGGAUACUUUGGUGAUGAGCAGCAGAUGAGGACUGAGCCAAUCCUGCCAGAAAUUCAUUUCCUAAAUCAGAGAACUCCAGAAUCCUUGGAAAGCCUGCCCACCAGUUUUUCAAGUCCCCACUACAUCACACUGAAACCUGCAAGUAAAGAUUCAAGAGGAAUCGCAGAUCCCAAUCAAAGUGCCAAGUGAGCUUGACGUUGGAUAUCCAAAAUGACUGUGCAAGCCUGGGCUUGGGAUUCUGGAUGCAAGAUCUUUACAACCUUACCUAGAUAUCUGCUACUCAAAUUUUUGGUAGUUUUUCCAGUGUCCUCUAUCCAGACAGAAAAUGUUUAAGAGAAGCAACUUCUUCCUGUUAAUAUUUACCGGUAGAAUUCACACCCUCUAUCAUAAACAUACGCUGCAGAAAAACAUUUCUCGUGGUCUUUCAAAUGCUCUUUACUGCAAUAUAAAAAUUCGUACUCUUGCCAUAGUAUUUUCCUACAAAAUGUUACUCUAGUUUAUUUUAAGAGUCCAAACUUUGAGGAUGAUAACUUACAGUCUAGGAAGAAAACAUUGCAUAUAAAAAGUUACUUCUUUGGAAAUGUAAAAGUACUUUUUAAAACUUGAAAUCAUUAGCACUAACUCUGGUUUAAAUGAAAUUCCUGCAGAAAUGCCAAAGAAGGCAGGGCUGAGUGGCAUGGAUUCUACUAGGUAAUUGAAAGUGAAAGAGGCAGAAGAAUAGUGGACAGAACUGCAGGAUAGUCCUUAAAAUAACGGUGGAAGGAAAGGAAAACACAGAAUACUCCUGGCAAUUCUAAAUUCCUAGGUUUACCUCUCUAGAAUUCCUUAAGAAGCUGACAGAGAAAUCAGAGGGUUACAAGAAUUUCAGAAAGGGUACUUCAAGUGAGGACAUACUCAAAACUCCUAUGAAGCGUUUCUAAGGUCUUUAUCAUGUGCUACUUGACAAUGUGCUAUUUCUGUGCCGUCUCCACCCCCUACCUGUCUGUCUGUUAUGGGAUGGGGGGUUACCCUGGGAAUGAUUUCAGCUGCUGCUUACACAGAUGCCUCUCAAGGUAUUCUUUUGUGUCCUCUAUUUUCUUCUUGCGAACUGUUAAAGCUACAUGCAAUAUUUUUUUUUUCCAUUUACUGAAAUAAAGUUUUCAAGUGCUAAAUAAAAAUAUUCUGACUCGAUGAAAUAAAUAAAGGCUACAACGGAAGG